UCUCAAAGCCCUAACGGCUACUUACCCUCUCAAAAAUUAGAGUCGAAACUUCUCAAUCUCUAUGGAAUUAUCAAUCGUACUCUGCAAGAAUUCUCUCCAUUGAAAUCUUUAUAACUGAAAUUUGAAACUUCUUGGCUUCAACAACUCAAACAUCUGAGCUCUAAGCUUCUCCUGGCUUUAUUUUCUUCCUCCAAUCUCAUCGAACCCUCCAUCAACACUACUAUGGGUUUUAACCCAUCAAAAAAGGUUCGAGUUGUAGCCAAACUCAGGGGCUUAACAGAUCAGGAAGCUGAAUUAUCUAGCGGCAUUUCUUGGAUCUCGGUGAAAAAGCCCAACGGAGAGGCUUCGGACACUGUCACCAUUUAUUUCGGAGAUCAAUUAGCAAGCCGUAAAGAUUCCUACGAAUUGGACUAUUGUUAUGAGCAAAAUGAAGAUAACGAGCUAAUUUUUUCACGGGAAGUAAAACCUCUAAUUUCAGGAGUUUUUAGUGGUUGCAAUGCUACUGUGAUUGCCUAUGGAGCAAAAAACACAGGAAAGACUUCUGUGAUUCAGGGUUCUUGUGAUAAGCCUGGAUUGGCAGCACUUGCUGUGAACGAAUUUCUUUCAAUGGCAGAGUUAAAUGGUAAUUCAGUAGCUUUAUCAUUCUAUGAGGUUCAACAGGAUCGUGUUUGUGAUCUUUUGGAUUCAAAGCAGUCAGCAGUUUUUGUAUUGGAAGAUAAGCAAGGAAAAAUUCAACUCAAGGGCCUUUCUAGGAUACCCUUGAAAUCAAUUUCAGAUUUUCAAAAAUUAUAUGUUGGUUUCAGUUCGCGUAAACCAACACAAAAGAUGGCAUCUGAACUUCCUCGUAGAGGCCACAAGGGUUUGAUAGUGCAUGUAUCAUCUCCCCAUGACAAUCUAGAUACUCUUCAAACGUGCAAGAUGAAUUUUGUUGAGUUAGCUGCUUAUGAGGAUGUUCGAAAAAAGGGCAAUGAUGGCCUUAAUCUUGUUGAGCAGAGUAAGAUUAACCAAUCUAUAUAUGCUUUUUCAAAUGUUCUACAUGCAUUGAGUGCCAAUGAAAGUCAUGUACCUUAUCGUGAAAGCAAGCUAACACGAAUACUGCAAGAUUCUCUAGGAGGGGUUAACAAAGUUUUGAUGAUCACUUGUUUGAACCCCACAUUUUGCCAAGAUUCCAUAUCCAUGGUGAAGUUGGCUUCUCGCUCUUGUCAAAAGAUCAAUAGAGCUGUUGUAGACUCAACCAAGAAAGUUCAUAGCUUAACAAAAUCAGUAAUGUUUUCAUCGAAGAAAAGCCAGAUACCUAAGACUGUUUAUGCUACAACAAAGAAACAACCUAGCUCCAGAGUGCCACUCUCUGAAAAGAAAGCAAAUGGUGGUAAGUCCGUUGCUGUGAAGGGAAGGAAACUUUUUGACGAAGCAAUUCAAUUGACUCUGUCUGAUAAGGAAAAUUCAGUGUUGGAUAGUGUUACAAGUAUUGAGACCAAAGAAGAGGAAGAGGGCAAGCCUGUUGCAAAUGUCGAGGAUAUGAGCCUGUAUUUAGGAAAUGAUAAUUCAUUUCCAGCUGCUCUUGAGUGUAUAGAACCUACUUCUAUGGGGGAAAAGGCUAAUCAAUCAACCGAAUUUCAACUUGUGCAAUUGACUGCAUUAGAAAAGGGGGUUGCUGAGCAUGGUGAGGGUCAACCAGAAGACGUUAGUCACUAUGUUCAGGGCAGCACAAACACACUAUCUUUAUCACUUGUCAAAGAAGAUCAAGACGUUGAAAGAGAAAAUAAUAUUUCAAUGGUUGAUCAGGAUAAAUCACCACCUAUAAGUGCAAGAUUACGGGAACUAUCAAAUAAUCUAAAGGCAUUAUGUUCUGGAACUCCAUUUUCUGCGAAGACAAUAGAAACAAACGAUACUAUAUCUUGUGCUCUAGUCCCAUCUGAGGUUGCGGAGCCAAAAACUCCACUUAUUGAACAGAGUACAAAGGAUGUCAAAAACUUCAAUAGCCCGUGGCAAACACUUAGCGUGCACAAUUCUGAAGUGAAGAAUUCUGUUGUUCAAGAAUGUUUAAGAAUUUUAAAUACAGCUGACAAGGAGGAAUUGAAAAGAUUUAAGGGGAUUGGAGAGAAACGAUCAACAUAUAUUCUUGAACUUCGUGAAGAGUCUCCAGAGCCGUUCAAGAGUCUUGAUGACUUGAAAGAUAUUGGACUUUCAGCUAAGCAGAUCAAGGUCAUUAUGAAAGAAGAACUUGGAAAGCUUUUUGAUUAAUCAGUUGAAAAGAGAAUGUAAGAAAAGUAUGUAUUUUGCCUUUUGAUCAGUUUAUUAGAUCAACAUAAAUGUAUAUGUAUUUUGCUCUAUGUACUUAUUGUAUAAUCUGUGUUUGCAAAAUUGGUUUGAACUAAUUAUACAUUUUUUAUGUAUCUAAUGCAUUAUAUGUUCAGUU
Messenger RNA from Humulus lupulus (European hop), 2419 nucleotides. RefSeq names its product kinesin-like protein KIN-10C. Bases 223 to 2244 code for a protein of 673 amino acids. Gene Ontology annotation, biological process: microtubule-based movement; mitotic spindle organization. NCBI's taxonomy places the organism in Eukaryota, Viridiplantae, Streptophyta, Magnoliopsida, Rosales, Cannabaceae. Gene Ontology annotation, molecular function: ATP binding; microtubule motor activity; microtubule binding. The transcript has 18 exons. The record is from RefSeq and is a predicted model, not a curated record.